This is a messenger RNA of Hippocampus comes (tiger tail seahorse), 1348 nucleotides long. RefSeq names its product protein FAM104A. Bases 583 to 963 code for a protein of 126 amino acids. The record is from RefSeq and is a predicted model, not a curated record. Lineage: Eukaryota; Metazoa; Chordata; Actinopteri; Syngnathiformes; Syngnathidae. The transcript is spliced from 3 exons.
CGACUGUAGUUGAUACGAGCGGGCGAGCUCGUGUCAUUGCAAAGCUAAAAUGUCGCUUAUGUGACUCGACAACUUAAACGUUAUCGUGUUUUUUGACACAUUAAUUCAAAGAUUUAACCAUAUUAGUUCUUUCUGAAGAGCAGCCAGCUCCCGUUUUCUUUUUUUUUUUCCCCAGGAGGGCGAGUGGAAUACGACAGCGGAAGAACUUGGUCACAGUGCAGCGUUUGAGGGCUUAGUUAGCUCCCAACAUUUAGCUGUGUCAACGUUCGCAGGCUUUGCUUGUCAUGCUGAUAUUUGAAAAAAGAUUUUCACGAGGGUUCAACUGUUAAGCUGUUCCCUACUUAGCGACCGAGCAGAACGCUACGAUUGGAAGUGUGAUCUUGCAUCUUGCUGAGCCGGCUGGAGCCCCAUCACAGACACACACACACGCGCACAUAUAUACAAACGUCAAAUAAGGAAUGAGGAGUAUGUCUUGCCGUAUAGUUGUGGAGCUAUAGCCCGAGCCAGAAGCUUUUUACUUUCAAAUUCAGCUCACAGGGAGUGUCCACCUUUCUCUUUGCCACAUCUGCCAAGACUGCAGCAAUGCUGACAGAUAACAGGAAGCGGCAUCGGAGCAGCGACAGUGAAGAGAAUCAACAGCUGAGUUCUCAGGCCAAGAGGUCAGGAAGGGGUCCGUGCCUGCUUGUAUCUGAUUUGGACUCCGAGUCUUCAAGCAGCGAUAGCAGCAGUGGCAUCUGCAGUACGGAAAGACCGAUGGUGGUCACGAGCAGGCCGUGCAUCCACAGUCAGAGCACCCGCAUCCCCCAGUACUCCCCGAGUGGCAAGCCCAAGGACUCGGCGGUCUCGGCGCAGCACGGUUUCCAUGGCGACGGCAGCACUUUCUCCUACGACUCCAUCAACAAGGUCCUGAGGGAGGCGCACUUCAGCAGUCUACAGACGAGAGGGCGGCCAGGUUCGACAUGACCGGCGACGUCCCUGACACCUUUUCAAGUCUCGCAGCCGAGUCGAGCGUAACCCCCCGGGUCUAAACGGGGUGAAUGAAGAGUGGGGACGUUUACACAUUAUGGGCUGUAAGGCUCAUCCCCACCCCUGCCAUAUACCAUUUGUGAAGACCAUAAGCACAUUUGCCUUUUCAUGGCCCAGCCACUGUGGUUUCUUGUGCAGUAUUGUUCGGCGUGUGCGUGCGUGCGUGCGUACGUACGUACGUGACCUGUGCACUUUAUAAAGAGGUAUCAUUCUCUUGACAUGCGUGCAUUGAUGUGUGGACAUGUUCAUUGGUGCUAAUCACAAGAGAAGUGGGAUCCAAAGUGCUUGCAAAAGUAAAUAAAGCGUUGCACUUUACUUCCAA